Miscanthus lutarioriparius is the source of this 246-nucleotide messenger RNA. The record is from the annotation of a GenBank genome assembly. NCBI's taxonomy places the organism in Eukaryota, Viridiplantae, Streptophyta, Magnoliopsida, Poales, Poaceae.
AUGGCGGCUAGGGAGAGCGGCGGGAUGGUGCCGGUGCGCUGCGAUGGAAGGAUUGGGGUCGUGGCCUCCAUCGCCAUGAACCUCGCGUGGCUCGCGAUGUUCAUUCACCGGCGCUACUUCAGCGGCGGCGGCCGAUCCGACGGCAGCAACGGCGGCGGCAGGGAGGUCACCACGGUGGAGCUGUCCAAAGGCAAGCCACCGGUCACUUCGGACUCCAUCGUUAACCUCGACCAUGGAGUGAUCUGA